AUGAGUGUUGAGCAAAGACAGCAAGAAUUAGCUAGAAGGCGUUCGAAUUACAGACAAAAUAAAGACGAAGGAAAACAAGUUCAAAUAUGUGAUCUUUCUGAUAUGAGAACCAUGAUGCCAUUUCAAGACUUGACAAAUGUCAAUCUUGCUUCUCAAUUUUAUCAAAGAGCACAUGACAAUGAAGCUGGACCGAGUACUACAUAUGUCAGUCGCGUUCCAUCCGCGGAUCAAAAUUUUACAUACCCGAUUUUCCAACAAAAUGAUAACCACGAAGCAAGACCAUUUAUAAGAAAUAUUGAUGACAAUGAUUGUGAAUCACAUUCGCAAAAUAUGAAUUCACCUGUAGAAACUCACGAAACACAAACAGUUUUUGAUCAAGAACCACGAUAUAUUUUUCAAGCAAGACAUAACAUUGCUAGAAAUUUUCGAAAUACUGUUAUGAUAAUAAAAUCCCUACUUCCUACUUCGAAUGAGUGUAGACGAUGCAAUGUAAAAUUGUUUCAUAGAGAAUCUCAAGAUAUGUGUUGCAAAGGUGGAAAGGUGACAAUUUCACAAGUGUCUGCUCCUGACGAGUUGUUAUAG
Molecule: messenger RNA, 582 nt
Organism: Lathyrus oleraceus (garden pea)
Lineage: Eukaryota; Viridiplantae; Streptophyta; Magnoliopsida; Fabales; Fabaceae
Exons: 4
Coding region: 1-582 (193 amino acids)
Source: RefSeq, a predicted model, not a curated record